AUAGUUUAAGAAUGCAUUGGCCAAAUCCUCCUUUUAUGUUCUCGUCUUCCUCAAAAGGUUUGAAAACAAACGCUAAUUUUGAGAAUCCAUAUGGUUCGUUCCGUUUUCAAAUCGUUUCUAAAUCUUCCUAAAACUAUAACUAAUAUCUCCAUAUUAACACCUUCUUUUUAUCGCCCAAAUUCGAUCUCCAUUUCUCGCUCAUACUCAACUCCAAGAAUUUAUUUAUCAGUUGGCAAGAAAAUUGGGUCAUUGUUUUCUGUGCCCGUUGGAGAGCAAUUUCAAGAAUUUGGGUCGUUAUUUUCAGCUAAAUACAGCACUAAUGGCGAUGGAAAUGUUGAUACGGGAAUUGGUGGAAGAGAGUACUUGUUGAUGUCGGAUGAGGAGUUGAUGAAGCAGUGUGAAUUGAGCACUUUCAAGGCUUCAGGUCCUGGUGGACAGCACCGCAACAAGCGUGAAUCUGCUGUGCGUUUGAAGCAUAGCCCAACAGGGAUUAUUGCUCAGGCUGUGGAGGAUAGAUCCCAACACAUGAAUCGUGCGUCUGCUUUAUCUCGAUUGCGAGUGUUACUGGCACUUAAAGUUAGGAACAACAUAGAUCUUGAUACAUAUACACCUCCUCAAGAGCUGCUUCAAAUUCUUCCUCCCAAAUCAACAAUCAGGGGAUCAAAUUGUGGCCCUCAAAUUGGACCAAACAAUCCCAAAUUUGCUUUGGGAAUGCAAGCUUUACUGGACCUACUUUUUGCUGUUGAGGGCUCGGUAUCAGAUGCUGCAAAAAAGUUGGGGUUGAGCACAGGGGCUUUAUCAAGGUUGCUAUUAUCUGAUGAUAAUCUCAGAAUGGCUGUGAAUGAGUUCAGAGCAUCCAAGGGUAUAAAGCCUCUAAAAUAGGACUCGUUCGUGAUGUUAGCAUCCUCGGGUACUAUUGCUCUUCAUUUCCAUUCGCGAUAGCAAGCUUCAGGUGCUGGUGGUGGUGGCAGUUUCAGAUUCAUACAGUUGCAUAAACAAUGUAUGCUUAUUUACAUUUGUUUCGGGAAACAAGUAGUGCUAGUGAGUCUGACUAUGUUUUGGCAUUAGGCUUGCUGCUGUGUUUCUCAAGCAAGGCAGAUGGUGUUGUGCAUUGGUGGCUGGAAAAGUCCAGCAAGAUCUGAUUGUAAAUUCCUUUUUCUUCUUGUUUUCGUUGGUUUUAUGUUGGUUUACAUUGUGGAUUAAUUACUGAUUAGGGUGAUAUUGAAUGGACAAAAUAAUAUAUGGUGUAUAUUUGAGAUAGCUUCCAGGGAUUAGUUAUUGAUUACUUCUCUGA
Molecule: messenger RNA, 1294 nt
Organism: Solanum tuberosum (potato)
Lineage: Eukaryota; Viridiplantae; Streptophyta; Magnoliopsida; Solanales; Solanaceae
Product: peptide chain release factor 1
Exons: 6
Coding region: 91-882 (263 amino acids)
Biological process (GO): translational termination
Cellular component (GO): chloroplast
Molecular function (GO): translation release factor activity
Source: RefSeq, a predicted model, not a curated record